Messenger RNA from Gaeumannomyces tritici R3-111a-1, 2242 nucleotides. RefSeq lists its product as hypothetical. The coding region runs from base 401 to 1879 and encodes 492 amino acids. Lineage: Eukaryota; Fungi; Ascomycota; Sordariomycetes; Magnaporthales; Magnaporthaceae. The record is from RefSeq and is a predicted model, not a curated record. The transcript is spliced from 3 exons.
GUCGAGCUCCCUGAUUGGCGUGGCCAGCCAGCCAGCGUUGGCGGCCUGCGUGAAGGAACACAAGCCGCCAGACCCCCGCCUCACUAACAUCGACAGAUAGCAAUGCAAGCCGCCUGAGACCCCUGGUCGACGACGUCUGCCGCAACCUCCUGUCGCCAAACACAUUCCUCGUCGUCCGCCAUAUAUCUUGCCCCGGAUCUCUGCCCCCAUCGCUCAUCAUGGCUUUCCCCUCUCAUCCGUCCCGGCGAUCUCGCUAUCAGAUCCCCAAAUCUCGUCCCGCCAAAACGCCUCGCGACCAGAAACGAGACCUGGUCGCGGCCCGCAGACGACUCACAUCAACAUCACGCUGCCUGCUCAGCCACCGACCCAGGGGCUCCCGCCGGCAUCGACGCGGGCUUAUAUGCGGGCGCACCUGCUCUCCAACAUGAACUCGCCUUUUCCCGACAACUACGCCCAGCACUACUUUGACAACACACAGAGCGCAAACAUGGAAGGACAUUCAUCAGGAACGACAGCAGGCCUCGGCGGCUUCGAGCCGAGACAGCUGCCUCUGCUCCAGCUCCAGACGCAGUGGCCGUCUUACCCACUUGUUGACCAUUCCGUAGCUUCUGGCUCAGCGAGCGUCGACGCCAGCGGCUCCGAGAUUGGCUUCGCGGACCUAGCGUCGUGGUCCAACACGCCUCUCCCACAGUCCGACUCGCCCCUCCCCCACAACACCACCAUCCCCGGCGGCUACACCCACGUCGCCGGCGCCGGCGGCGCCUUCGCCACGGGCCAGUACCCGGCGGCCCUCGACCUGAGCGUACCGCCGCAGCAACUAGCCCCCGAGGACCUGGACGGCCGGCACAGGGCCGCCGGCACCCCCUACGAAACCACGCCCGUGGGGCCCACGCUCCGCGCAGAGAGCCACUUCGGCUUCCCCAUGGCCGGCGGGCAGGACAGGAUAGCCCUCGGCCACGGGCAGGGCGGCCACUCCAGGAACGGCUCUUCCGUCUCGCUGCCUAUCAACCUGGUCUCGGCCUCGCCCGGCCGCGACUUUGACGAGGACGAGGACGGCAGCCCGGCGCGGCGCAAGCGGCCGCGGCGGAGCGACCCGUCCGCCGGCGGCGGCGCCGGCAGCCAGCUGGAGCAGGGCGCCCGGCGCUUCGCGUGCCCCUACCAGGUGGCCGACCCGUCGCUCGACUGCUUCCACACGGGCCGCCGCAACCGCCUGGGCGGCUGCCAGAGCAUCUACCGCCUGCGCCAGCACUUCAAGCGCCGCCACCGCCGCUCGCACCGCUGCGAGACGUGCUGGAAGUCCUUUGAGCGCGCCGAGCUGGCCGACAAGCACCGCGAGAAGGGCGGCUGCAAGCCCGCAAACGGCCAGAGCGAGAUGUUCAUGACGCCCGAGCAGGAGAAGGAGGUGGAGAAGUCGGUCGGGUCCAGGAGCGAGGAGGAGUGCUGGUGGGACAUCUUUCGCGUGCUCAUCGGCGGCGAGACGGACCUGGUCGCGCUGCAGGCGCGCUACUCUGCCUACUACCUCCCCAACAGCAGGGAGAUGGGCAUCAUGGCCCAACCACACAGCAUGCUCCCAGCCCAGCAGUUCGGCCACCCAUCGAGCCACCACUACGACAUGACGAGCCUGAUGGACCAGGAGUACAUGCUCACCGACGCCUCGUUCGAGCUCCAGUCGGCCUCCCAGGACACCAUCACUCUACGCCACGGCGGCAUCGAGGGCCAGAGCUACGACCACCGCCACCCCGACGCCAGCGCCGCCCAGACCCACCUCGGCCGCAUCCGCGAGCUCGUCUCCAUGGGCCUCGACGACCAGGCCAGCGCGCGCGACUCGCUGGCGCAGAUCAGGGCCAUCCUGCCCGCCCUGGAGCAGAGCAUCCGGUAACGCUUGCGGGGGGACUGCUUGUGGCUUUGACUAAUGUACUUUGCGCGGAAAAGCGGUACGGGUUUGGGUUUCUAUACGGCCGUCACUCCUUUGAACGUUUGUAUCAUAGUAUCUUUCCAUAUUCCCUUGGCCAUGUGUUUAUGGGCGGUUUUCCUGGACGACUUCUUUUUUUUUUGAUAUCCUAUUUUCUUUUCGGCUUACUUUUCCUUUUGGUAUAACCCGCACAUUCCCUUCACGAUAUACGUGUUUUCAUUUUGUAUAUUUCUCUAGGACUACCUCGAAAUACUUGUCCAUUUUCCUUUUUUCCUAUUUGAGAUACCCACAGCUUAUUUCCAUCGGUCUCGAACCUGUAGCCAUUUUGCC